AUGCAUAGCUGUAGGUAUGACUCUGGAAGAAUGGCGUUUGCUCGGUCUGCUCUGCUGGUGCUGGUCGCGGUGGCUGCUUUCACCGCCGUCAGCGCACAGAACGCAACGGCCCCUGCCCCUGCAGCAGCAGCACCCGCUACCGCCGCUACCAAGUACAAUGCCACUCUGGUCGGCCAUGCUCUCAUCCCGGCCAACACAUUCCAGGCGCCCCCUGCUGACGCGCCUGCGCAGCUCAAUGUCUCAUGCAAGUAUUGCAGCGGGACCAACGGUAACCGUAGGAUUGACACCCUCGGGGCCUUUGUCGGAACCGACGGCAAUGGCACCGUUGUGAGACCGACCGGCCUGUCGUACCCGUUCGUUGGCCAGCCGCUACAAGGGCUCUCGGGGAUCAAGACCCUGGGCAAUGGGACCUACCUUCACUUGCAGGAUAACGGGUUCGGCAACAAGCCAAACUCGCCUGAUCUCAUCCUCCAGGCUUACGUCACCCAGCCCAACUUUGGCGCCGGGAACGUCACCCUCCUCAAAACAAUCUUUUUGAACGACCCAGACAAGAAGGUGCCCUUCCUCAUCAAGAACGAAUACACGUCCAAGCGCUACCUGACCGGCUCCGACUUCGACAUUGAGUCCAUCCAGCCGGUUGGUACCAGCUACUGGUUCGGUGACGAGUUUGGUCCGUACCUCCUGGAGGUCAACGCUGCGGACGGCAAGGUCCUUAACUUCUACGACACCGUGGUACCCGGACUCGGCGCCGUGCGCAGCCCCGACAACGACAAGCUCAUUCUGCCCAACCCCGACGCGUCGCUCCCUGUGUACGAGCUGAAGCACUCAAAGGGUUUCGAGGGCAUGGCUCAGUCGCCCGAUGGCCGGUACCUUUACCCCCUGCUGGAGGGACCGCUCUGGAACUAUACCGCCAAGACCUACGAGAAGACGCCAGCUGGCAAGGAGUUCCUUCGCAUCAUGCAAUUCGACCUCAGCAUCCGCAACUUCACGUCCACGACCUACAAGUACCCCCUAGAAACCAACGGCAACGCCAUUGGUGACUUCAACAUGGUUGACGCCACCCGGGGGAUGAUCAUCGAGCGCGACAACGGGGCGGGAGACAGGGCGAAUGCGUGCACCCCGGGGACCACCACCACCAACUGCUUCGACACCCCCGCUCUGCUGAAGCGCAUCUAUAUGAUCAACCUGAACAACACGGAUGCGGACGGUUUCUUAGUCAAGAACUCGUACAUCGAUCUUCUGGACAUUGCGGACCCCAACGCCGUUUCCAGGGUUCCGUUGGUGGGCGGUCGCUUCACCUUCCCCUUCGUGACCAUCGAGAGCGUGGACGUGUCCAACGCCACGGCAGGCCAGAUCAUCGUUUGCAACGACAACAACCUGCCCUUCUCCGCGGGCCGUGUCCCUAACCAGGUGGACAACAACGAGUUCAUCAUCCUGAGCGUCCCCGAGUUCCUGCGGUCCAACGCCGGCGGGAGUGUGAUCUCCUCAUAGAGCGCGCCCGCUUAUGAUCAGUGCGACGCUCCUUUGGAAUCUUCAUGGACGCGGUUUCGAUCCGGAAAGGGUUCGAUAUUUAUGUAUGUCUAGCUGUCAGGAGUGAAAUCGAGCUAUGCUUCUCCGGCCUGGUUCAUCGGUCGAGCUUGAGUGCAGAGAGUGCAGAGAGCCAUGGUUUUCGGGUAUACUUAGAAAGGUUUUUGACGGGUUACCAAGCUCACAC
Molecule: messenger RNA, 1714 nt
Organism: Klebsormidium nitens
Lineage: Eukaryota; Viridiplantae; Streptophyta; Klebsormidiophyceae; Klebsormidiales; Klebsormidiaceae
Source: the annotation of a GenBank genome assembly